CUUCUCCAAUAAUUCCAAUUAGUCCAAUAAUAAUGGAAAAUGGAUGUUCAUGUGGAACACAAAGUGAUUGUAUUGAUUCAGGAGGAAUUUAUUCUGAUACAACUAAUCGCCAAGAAUUUGCAAUGCCUGGAUUGCAUAUUGGAUGUUCAGUUGUAGACACGUUAUUAUACUCAACAUUUGAAUGCUUAUAUAAUCAAACAUGUAUUGAUUUAUUAUUAUAUUAUAUGAGAACUGUUGUAAAUCGAUAUCCUUAUCAAAUGAAUAUAUCAGCUAUUAAUUCUUCAGUUGUAAGUCGUUUUAAAACAAAUACAGUGAUUGAAACUAUAGCAGAUGAAUUAUUUAUUGAAGAAUGGAAAACUAAUAGUUAUUAUUCAUUCUUUUAUAAUCAAUGUGCUCCUAAUUAUUGUUCUUAUAAAACUCAAAAAGAUCAUUACAUUAUCUAUACUUCAUCGAAAAUUUUAGGUUUAUAUGGAGGAUUAAUUGUUGCUUUACGAUUUAUUAUUCCAUUUAUUACUAAAAUAAUAUUUAAUAUACUUAAACGAUGUCAAAAUAAUACAAUUACUCCUAAUGAAUAA
This is a messenger RNA of Adineta steineri, 575 nucleotides long. Lineage: Eukaryota; Metazoa; Rotifera; Eurotatoria; Adinetida; Adinetidae. The record is from the annotation of a GenBank genome assembly.